GAAAUAUUUACUAAUAAUGCCAGUCAGGACAAGAUCCCUAAGGAAUAAUAUCAAUUCCAAGAAAUUCUCUCAGAUUGAUGUCGUCAAUUCUGUUGUUACAACAAAAAGAACUGCUAAAAACUCUCGUAAAUCUUUAAACAAGAGUAAAGGCAGAAAGAGGUAUUCCUCUCCUGUGAUUAAGGUAGUCUCUCAAAGGAGUCCCAAACCUUUCUCUAAAUUCAUCAAGGGAUACACUCUCUCAGAAGGAAAGAAAUAUUUUGCUAUCAAAAAUAAACUAAUUUUAAUGACGGUGAAGGUCCUUAAAGAUUACUUGAGAACAAAUAAUCAGCCUACUACUGGAGACAAAGAGAGACUAGUCCAAAGAUGUGCUGAUGGACUUACCCUAGGAUCAAUCCCAGAAUGUCCUGUCUGCUCCAAAGCUGUCCUCAACUACAGUAUCUGGACUGGCUUCUACUACUGCUCUGAUCCCACAAAGAAGUGCAGGGCCAAGUUCACUAAAACAGAAAUUAGAAGGAAGAAAUGGUACAAAGCCAGAGCCCUCUAAUUACUAACUUAUUGGAUGUCUUUUUGAUA
This is a messenger RNA of Moneuplotes crassus, 573 nucleotides long. The record is from the annotation of a GenBank genome assembly. NCBI's taxonomy places the organism in Eukaryota, Ciliophora, Spirotrichea, Euplotida, Euplotidae.